AUGACCAAGUUUAACCAAUCUGAAGGUGUAACAUCAGAAUAUGAGAUUGAAGAAGAUGAUCAUCAUCAUACCCAUAGACCCUUAUUCAGAAUCAAAUACCGAUCAAACUCCAUAGUGAGUACAAAUUUUUCAGAUACAGGAUCGAUUUCUGAAGGGUUACCAACAAUUAAAGUAUUGGGGACUGGAGGAACUAUAGCAUCCAAGGGGGCCACAGCACAUCAGACCGCUGGGUAUGAAGUCGAUUUGACGAUUGAAGAUCUUAUCAGCACGAUUCCUGAUCUUUCUACUACUUGUAACUUGGAGUAUGAACAGGUACUUAAUGUUGAUUCUAAAGAAAUGGGUACCCCAGAGCUUUUACUUUUACAUCUGAAAAUUAUUGAAGAUUUAUCUAAAUAUGAUGGAUUUGUCAUUACUCAUGGUACUGAUACUAUGGAAGAAACUGCUUUUUUUCUUCAAUUAACUGUAAAUACCAAUAAACCAAUUGUAUUAUGUGGAUCAAUGCGUCCAUCUACUGCGAUUUCUUCAGAUGGACCAAUGAAUUUGUAUCAGGCCAUUGUCAUUGCAGCCAAUAGAUCUUCACGUGCGCGUGGGGUUUUGGUAGCACUCAACGAUCGAAUUGGAUCUGGAUUCCAUAUCACCAAAUCAAAUGCAAAUUCAUUGGAUACAUUCAAAUCAAGUAAUAAUGGAGAUUUAGGUCAUUUUGUCAAUAAUGAAAUUCAUUAUUAUUUCCCACCAGCUAAACCUUUAGGGAUUACUUAUUUCCACCUCACCGCAGGUUCGACCCUCCCGGAGGUUCCAAUUAUAUACGCACAUCAACAACUUAAUAAUAGACUUAUACAAUUGGCUAUAGAUGAAUUAGAAGCUGAAGGUUUGGUGUUUGCUACUAUGGGUGCUGGUUCCUUAAGUGCUAAAACCAAUGAUUUUACUGGAAGAUUAGCACAUUCAAGAGGCAUUCCAAUUGUUUAUUCUAAACGUUCUCAAGAUGGAAUGGUACCAAAGGCGUCACUUCCAGUACAAUUUGAAGCUGAAGAUGGUACAAAAUCACCAUUUUUAAAUAAUAUUGCUGGAGGGUACCUUAAUCCACAAAAGAGUAGAAUUCUUCUUCAAUUAUGUUUACGUGAUAGAAUGAAUAUUCCGCAGAUUAAGGAUUGUUUCAAGGGGGUUUAUGGAGGUUAA
This is a messenger RNA of [Candida] anglica, 1176 nucleotides long. Lineage: Eukaryota; Fungi; Ascomycota; Pichiomycetes; Serinales; Debaryomycetaceae. The record is from the annotation of a GenBank genome assembly.